This is a messenger RNA of Geosmithia morbida, 2112 nucleotides long. RefSeq names its product catalase. The record is from RefSeq and is a predicted model, not a curated record. NCBI's taxonomy places the organism in Eukaryota, Fungi, Ascomycota, Sordariomycetes, Hypocreales, Bionectriaceae. The coding region runs from base 1 to 2112 and encodes 703 amino acids. The transcript is spliced from 6 exons. Gene Ontology annotation, molecular function: heme binding; catalase activity. Gene Ontology annotation, cellular component: cytosol. Gene Ontology annotation, biological process: hydrogen peroxide catabolic process; response to oxidative stress.
AUGUCCAUCGGACUGGCUGGCCUGGCGCAGGCACAAUGUCCCUUUGCCAGUAUGGGUAGCCUGAAUGAUGGCUCCAUCAGGGACCACCUCGCUCAGUUCGAGGUCGACGACUCAGAAGGCUUCAUGACCUCUGACGUUGGUGGGCCGAUUGAGGAGCAGGAGCUGCUCGUUGCUGGUGACCGUGGCCCUACCCUUCUGGAGGACUUCAUUUUCCGCCAGAAGAUGCAGCACUUUGACCAUGAGAGGGUCCCCGAGAGGGUCGUCCACGCUCGUGGUGCUGGCGCUCACGGCACCUUUACCAGCUACGGCGACUUCAGCAACAUCACCGGUGCUAGCUUCCUGUCCAAGAAGGGAAAAAAGACUCCCGCCUUUCUUCGCUUCUCUACUGUCGCCGGUUCCAGAGGCAGCGCUGAUACCGCUCGUGAUGUUCACGGCUUCGCCAUACGACUCUACACGGACGAGGGAAACUUUGACAUUGUCGGCAACAACAUCCCCGUCUUCUUCAUCCAGACUGCCGCCCAGUUCCCGGACCUGAUCCAUUCCGUGAAGCCCGAGCCCGACCGCGAGAUUCCCCAGGCCGCGACCGCCCACGACACUGCCUGGGACUACUUCAGCCAGCAGACUACGACGCUCCACACCCUUUUUUGGGCCAUGGCUGGCUACGGAAUCCCCCGAAGCUUCCGUCACAUGGAUGGCUUUGGCGUGCACGCGUACCGAUUCGUGACAGACGAGGGAGUCUCCAGAUUUGUCAAGUUCCACUGGAAGACCCAGCAAGGCAGGGCCAGUCUCGUCUGGGAUGAGGCGCAGAACACUGCUGGAAAGAAUGCCGAUUUCCACCGCCAGGACCUGUGGGAUGCCAUUGAGUCUGGGAACUACCCCGAGUGGGAGCUCAACGUCCAGAUCAUUGACGAGGACAAGGCUCUUGCCUAUGGCUUCGACAUCCUGGACCCCACCAAGAUUGUCCCCGAAGAGUAUGCGCCUCUGCAACCCCUCGGCAUGCUCAGGUUGGACACGAACCCGACCAACUACUUUGCCGAGACUGAGCAGAUCAUGUUCCAACCCGGACACAUUGUGCGCGGCGUUGACUUCACCGAGGACCCUCUGUUGCAGGGUCGUCUCUUCUCGUACCUCGACACGCAGCUGAGCCGCAACGGUGGCCCCAACUUUGAGCAGCUCCCCAUCAACCGGCCUGUCGUUCCAAUCCACAACAACAACCGCGACGGCAUGGGCCAGACCAUCAUCCACAAGAACACAGCUGCUUACUCUCCCAACACUGUCAACAAGGGCUACCCCAAGCAGGCUGACCAGAAGAAUGGCCGCGGCUUCUUCACCGCGCCCACUCGCAAGGCUUCGGGCUCGCUCGUGCGCGAGCGCCCUUCGACCUUUGCCGACCACUGGUCGCAGCCACGGCUGUUCUACAACUCCCUCAGCAAGAUUGAGCAGCAGUUCCUCAUCGACGCCAUCCGCUUCGAGACCAGCCAGGUCAGCCCGGGCAUCCAGGAGAACGUGAUCAAGCAGCUCAACAAGGUCAGCCACGACAUUGCCGUACGCGUCGCCUCAGCUCUCGGCCAGGAGGCUCCCGAGGCCGACCCGACCUACUACCACGACAACACGACGGUGGGCAUCAGCAUCUUUGGGCACAAGCUCCCGAGCAUCGCCACGCUCAAGGUCGGCAUCCUGGCCUCGAAUAGCGGCAGCUGCAACUUGUCCCAGGCCACGGAUCUGAAGAAGGCAUUUGCCGCGGAGAACGUCACGGCCACCAUCGUCGCCGAGACACUGGGAGACGGCGUCGACCUGACGUACUCGGCCGCCUCGGCUGUCGCCUUUGACGGCACCAUCGUCGUUGACUGCGUCGACAAGCUGUUUGACGUAUCGGCCAAGCCCUCCCUCUUCCCCCCCCGUCGCCCCACCCAGCUCGUGACCGACAGCUACAACUGGGGCAAGCCCAUCGGAUUCCUUGGCGACGGCGACGUCGCCAUGAAGGCUGCCGAUGUGCCUGCCGGACCUGGUGUGUACGUGUCCAGGAAGACGGCUGACAUUGUCAACGACUUCAAGGAUGGACUUGCCACGUUCAAGUUUACCAACCGCUUUGCUACGGAUGGCGACGAAUGA